AUGUCCCCAGAGUGCCGAGGUGGACAAGGCCAAGGCAGUGGCACGGCGAGCCUGCAGGUGAUGGACGCACAGGAGGAGGAGGAGCGCCUCAACGUGUGGACAGUGCUGCUGAGGCUGGAGGUGCUCUACGGCGGACCAGAGUCUGUGGCCGAGGCGUACCGGGAGGCACUGGCCACUAACGACCAGCUCAAGGUCCACCUGGCCAUGGCCAUGGAGGCCGAGAGGGUGUACUUCAACAUGUCCAAGAAGUUCAGUCAGGAGCUGAGUGUGUGGGUGAAGGCGGGAAUCUUCUUCUUCAGUCACAACAUGGCUGGGGAGGGACGUCGCUUCUUUGAGCGGGCGCUGCGCUCUCUCGACAAGAAGGACCAUGUGGAGCUCAUCAACCGGUUUGGCCAGCUUGAGUUUCGCUUUGGGGAGACCGAGUGCGGUCGGACCAUGUUUGAGUCCCUCCUCAGCACCUACUGGAAGAGGCUGGACAUCUGGAGUGUCUGA
Molecule: messenger RNA, 492 nt
Organism: Eriocheir sinensis (Chinese mitten crab)
Lineage: Eukaryota; Metazoa; Arthropoda; Malacostraca; Decapoda; Varunidae
Product: protein RRP5 homolog
Exons: 3
Coding region: 1-492 (163 amino acids)
Biological process (GO): rRNA processing
Cellular component (GO): small-subunit processome; nucleolus
Molecular function (GO): RNA binding; protein binding
Source: RefSeq, a predicted model, not a curated record